GAAGCAGUAGCUCUGCGUAGUUGGCCCAAUGAUCCACGAUGUAUCGCUUUAGCCACGCAUCAGUGUGUGAUUUUGUUUGAUAUUCGCUGUUCCAAUCCAGUCAAUGUAACAGGUCGCUGUAUUCACCCACCGUUAUCUGUGUCUGGAGUCCGUUCCUUGAAUUUCUCCGGGGACGUUUUAUCUUACGGUUCGUCGAAUGGACAAGUACGAUUCUAUGAUCUANGAGCCGAUAAGCACCUACCAGUACAUCUGGAUGUCGGUCCUGGUUGGGUGAAACCCUUUGAUUGUGGCACAACUGGCGAUGAUAACAACAGUAUAUUCGAUUCACUUCCAUCGGCCACCGGCGACAACUGGCUUCCACAAAACCCCCCAUUGUAUCCAUCCUGGAAUACCCCUCCCCCCUCUCCGCUUCAGUCGUUUUUCCUAGCUCCGUCCCCAUCUGGAAGCUUCCCCUUGCUCACUAGAACUGGUGGUUUCUUACAACAGACAAAUAACUUGCGUGUGUCACUAGAUCGUAUCCAAACUCGUUUGGCCGGUUUGCGCGGUCGUCGCUUAGCUAUGGCUAAUGUUUCGCUUAUAUAUUCCAUUGCUGGUUUGCGCAUGCCCAAUACAGAUGAAAAUACUAACGAGUCCUCUGGCUCUGUAUCAAAUGAGGGCGCGGGUGAUGGGUCACAACAGCCUUCUGUUUCCAACGGAAAUCGUGACGGAUCAGGUGGGACAAACGAAUCAGAAGACAGGAACGAGGGACCGUUUGAUGAUGUUGGUUCUCCGAACGCGGAACGAACUGCGUCUAACGACUCUGGUACUCGAUGGAGAGUCCAGUUAGACGGCGUGGAUCGUGAAGGACGUGAUUUCAUCUCGAUUCCGCCUAUUCUGUUUGCAGACUUUGAUCCGAACUCUACCUUGUCUGCUCAUCGACGCCUAACAGCUGUUUAUACGCAUGAAUAUGACCCAUCAGGCACACGUCUAUUCACAGCUGGUGGACCUAUUGCUUCUACUUGCCAUGGGAAUGUAGCAGUACUUUGGGAAUAA
Molecule: messenger RNA, 1032 nt
Organism: Echinostoma caproni
Lineage: Eukaryota; Metazoa; Platyhelminthes; Trematoda; Plagiorchiida; Echinostomatidae
Source: the annotation of a GenBank genome assembly